This is a messenger RNA of Schizosaccharomyces japonicus yFS275, 2928 nucleotides long. RefSeq names its product SNARE Sed5. Gene Ontology annotation, biological process: vesicle-mediated transport. The transcript is spliced from 2 exons. Gene Ontology annotation, cellular component: membrane. The record is from RefSeq and is a predicted model, not a curated record. The coding region runs from base 398 to 1354 and encodes 318 amino acids. NCBI's taxonomy places the organism in Eukaryota, Fungi, Ascomycota, Schizosaccharomycetes, Schizosaccharomycetales, Schizosaccharomycetaceae.
GAGUAGUGGUAGUUCUGGCUUAGGAACACAUCGCACCCCACACACCACAAAAAUAACUAAGGAGCAACACAUGACUAAUUUUCAUAUUUUGCCUUUCACUUAAUGAAAUCAACUUCACAUUGAACGUAUUACAUCUCGCUUGUCAUGUGUUGAAUUAUUACCUUUUUCUGCGGCAAUGUUCUAUCAAAGGACACGUUACUGCAACCACUUACUCUCAAAACACUACCACCAUUUCACAACUCAGAAUUACCUGUAUUGCUGCUCCUCCUACUGCUACUAUAACUACCACCAACACACGUAGAAAGAGCUUGGAUUGAGAGCACGAGUACUGUAUAGUAGACCGAACUUCACGUAACCCAGUCUCGAAUAAACUCUCUGCAGACGUUCACGUCUUUAAAUGUCUUUUCAAGACCGUACAGCGGAAUUCCAAGCUUGCGUGUCGGCUACAAAGUACAGAUCGCGUACUGUUGGACGUAUUGCAACGCCGAACGACAACAAUGCUGCUGCUAUAAAGCAUCAAAAGAGCGAUUUUACUCGUAUUGCACAAAAAAUUGCAUCUGAAAUUAAUACAACGGGUCAAAAAUUGCAGAGAUUGUCUCGACUUGCUAAGCGGAAAACAUUGUUCGAUGACCGGCCUAUUGAAAUUCAAGAGCUCACGUAUCUCAUCAAACAGAGUCUGUCGUCUUUGAAUGCUGAUAUCGCGUCGUUACAACAGAUUGUUCGGCAAAACGCAAAAGAUGGAAGAAAUCAAGCGGCUCAAAUUGACCAACACAAUGAGAGUGUUGUAGUGUCACUUCAGAACUCUCUUGCGGACACUAGUAUGAAUUUCCGUGAUAUCUUAGAAGUACGCUCUCAAAACAUGAAGGCCUCGCAGUCCCGGACUGAGAAGUUUGUGGCUUCAAGCUCAGUGACGGCAAAUUCGGAUGCUAACACUGGUAACUUCAUGAAUGCUUAUAACGCUAACGGCGCGUCGGCCGCCAUGAACAAUGGCUCGCAUGGAGACUAUUUGUCUCUUAAUAUCGGCGACAGUGCGAACACUCGGUAUGAACAAGUCGCACUUUUAGAAAACCAAGUCGAUGCGUACUCUCAGCAGCGGUUGUCAUCCAUAGAGAGUAUCGAAAGCACAAUUACAGAGCUCGGUGGUAUCUUCUCACAGCUUGCUCAAAUGGUUUCCGAGCAGCGUGAGAGUGUUCAGCGUAUUGACGCCAACACAGAAGACAUUGUUGGCAAUAUUGGCGGGGCACAAAGGGAAAUUAUGAAAUUUUAUGCCCGAGUUACAUCAAAUCGGCGUCUAAUGCUCAAAAUUUUUGGCAUUUGCAUCUUAUUUUUCCUUAUUUGGGUGCUUGUCACUUGAUGAAACUCUAUUAUGAUUUUAGAACGCGCAAUGUUGCUGUUCGCGAUAUCCCGUGAAGUCGGUGUUUUUUUUACAAUUUAAUUCACAUUCCUUUUCUAAUCGGAUUGACCUUGACCUUCAUGUUCGACUUCGACGGCACUUCGUUCAAUCUCAUCCAACUCCCAUCCUGUUUCACUCUUUGUGAUAUGGCAUUCUUUAACCUGUUGGGCUAAUGCGAGUAGGACAUUGUCACUGUGAUUAUGUUAGUCAUUCGUUCUAGGUCAAUCUGCUUCUUUCUCUUCUUACUUUGCGGUCUGACACCAGUAAGCAUAGUCAUCAAUCAAUAAGCGGUUGUAUAUAUGAUACACAUCAUGAUGUUCAAACAAGUUCCGUAUAGCGAGUAGCGUUCUCAGUAUGUAACGGCGUCCCAGACGCAGAAUCUCGAAUGUGUCCUCCCAACACGUUUGAAACAAGGACCAGUUGCGGUACAGUGGGAACGUCAGGGAACGACGAGCACAUGCAAUAGCCACUUGCUUAACGUUGUUGAAAUCGUUGUCGAGUGAGGAAAUAUUAACGGCCAACUUGCCAGUAGUCCACGCGGACUCUGUGGUAGGUUCGCCGUAUGUUGUACGGUGAUCAUAAGCAUAAGCAAAGAUUAGUUCAAUAAGGUUCAGGUAUAUUUUCUUUGGAUUAGAUAUAAGAUACUCCCGACGAGGAAGUUGCAUUAGAACGCGUCGUUCUUCUUCUGUGAACUCGAAUGGCACUGUUUCUCCUGCAGAAAACUGUUGAUAUGUUUUGCGAUACUCUGGAACAAAUUUGAUCACUUCAUCGAUCUGUUCACUGUCAAAAAAGUCUGCCAAGUAAUAGUCGGGAUCAAACUUUUCGUCCUCAAGUUUUAUCCGAAGCUCCUUUCUUUCCUCAACUGAUGUACGCUCAGGAUCCUCAAGGUCAUUGACUUCAUUUCCGACGAGAGCAUUAUACUUGAGGAAACCAGAGUACUGAUCGUUGAAACCAUAAUGUGUUGUAGAGGUGUAAUUCAUCUAUCAGUCAGUCAGGAUUGCAAUUAAACAAUACUCGAGCAAUGGAGUUUACCUUUUGAUCUUCAAUUCUCUGUAGUAAUCCCCAGUCAAAAUCUGGAUCAUCAAAGUGAACUUUUUGCCAAUCAAUCUGUGGUUCUGGAACAGGACCAGGAGGGCAAGAGGGGUCUGAAGGAGCAUCCAUUUCUUGAAUGAGAGGCUUUUUCAAUAUGUUUGACUCUUUCUUUACCAUCAUAGUUGAGAGCAUAUCGAGAUUGGGGAAGUCCUCUCCCGGUGUCUCUUUAGGAAAUUGCACAUGAACAACGCCUUCACUUACGUCGUAGGAAGCCUUCGCGUUUUCAUCAUCUAUAACACGUCCAGGCAAUUCAAGUCUACAGAUGUGUUAACGGGCAAUUACAGUAAUUCCUGUCAAAACGUACUUUAAAAAGUAAGGAUUUAUACAGAAAGAUACAAGAUUUCCAUCAGCGACAAUUUCCACGUUUGCAGCCUGUAUUUAGUAUGCGUUUUGUAAAAAUUAAUAACGUACUUUGAUAAAAGGAGCUUUAACAUCUAAGAAGA